Messenger RNA from Mandrillus leucophaeus (drill), 8492 nucleotides. RefSeq names its product ankyrin repeat domain 50 (gene ANKRD50). The record is from RefSeq and is a predicted model, not a curated record. The transcript has 4 exons. NCBI's taxonomy places the organism in Eukaryota, Metazoa, Chordata, Mammalia, Primates, Cercopithecidae. Bases 754 to 5043 code for a protein of 1429 amino acids. Gene Ontology annotation, molecular function: protein binding.
GAAAUUGUUGAUUACCCGGACAUCUUAAAACCAAGAAACCUGUGAACAGGUUCAUUAAGAAUCUGCUGUCUUGAAAAAUGCAUUUUAUGAAUGCUUUGAAUUAAGAAAGUGUUAACAGUGGUCUGUCAUUUCUGCCACAUAAGAAACUAUAAUCUGAAACAGUUCCCUGGCAGUUGCCCAGAUGCCUGAAACUGGCAAGAUCUAAUACUCUGAGUGAUCAUCCUUCAACGAGAAAUACAGAGCUACUUACAUACUGUACCUCAUACCGUGUAAAUGUAAUCUCUCUGAUGCCAUUUAAUGCAAUGGACCUCUUUUCUGAAUCUAAUUGUCAGAUGCAGAAUUAACACUUGGAAUCUGGAGAAGUAUUUUGUACAAAUCGAAAGAUUGGGUUUUUUCUUUAGUUUUCCAGAUGUAUUGUCUCAUCUCUGUUCUUGAAACAUCCACAAUCACAUAAACUCCAGUUGUAACCAUGGAGUUAUGUGAUUCAUUAAGAUAUAGGAAAAGUGAUGCUGAGCUGUGGAAUCAGGCAUUUCUCCCUCAGUUCAACUAAUGCAUAGACUGCUGAUCAAGAAUAAGGAACCAAAUAAAGUCAUGCACGUUCUGUUGACAGAUGAACUCUGUGGCUGUUGAAUUUUACUGUAACUAGUUACACUGUCAUUCCAAGUCAACUUAGUAUGCACGUUAUGUCAUAAUGGAUGGAAAGACCUGUGUUGAUGUUUCCAGACUCUAGCAAAUGAAGAUAAAAAACCUAUUAUGACUAAUCCUUGGGAAGAGAAAGUCUGCAAAAUGGCUCAAACCAGUUUACUGCAAGGGAAGCAGUUUUACUGUAGGGAGUGGGUUUUCCACAAGCUUCAGCAUUGCCUCCAGGAAAAAAGUAACUGCUGCAAUAGUACUGUCAAUGCACCAUCACUUGUAAUGAAUUCUGGGAAUAAUGCUAGUGGUGUCUCUGGAAAGGGAGCUGCCUGGGGUGUGUUGUUGGUAGGAGGGCCUGGCAGUGGCAAGACGGCCCUAUGUACUGAACUCUUAUGGCCAAGUUCACCUACAAGUUUGCAGAGAGGUUUACAUCGCCAAGCUUUGGCCUUUCAUUUCUGCAAAGCCCAGGACUCUGAUACUUUGUGUGUUGGAGGGUUUAUUAGAGGUCUAGUAGCCCAGAUCUGCCGCAGUGGACUACUCCAAGGAUAUGAGGACAAGCUAAGGGAUCCAGCAGUCCAAAGCCUUUUACAACCUGGGGAGUGCGAGAGAAACCCAGCCGAAGCAUUUAAAAGAUGUGUUCUACUCCCUCUACUGGGAAUGAAGCCUCCCCAGCAAAGCCUAUACCUGCUUGUUGAUUCUGUUGAUGAAGGGUGUAACAUUACUGAAGGUGAACAAACGUCUACCAGCUUAUCUGGGACUGUUGCAGAACUUUUAGCUGGUCACCAUGAGUUCUUUCCACCAUGGCUAUUGCUUCUCUGUUCUGCCCGAAAGCAGAGUAAGGCUGUUACUAAAAUGUUUACUGGUUUUCGAAAAAUAAGUUUAGAUGACCUUCGGAAGGCAUAUAUUGUCAAGGAUGUUCAGCAGUACAUUCUUCAUCGUUUAGAUCAAGAAGAAGCUUUGCGACAACACCUCACAAAAGAAACUGCAGAGAUGUUAAAUCAACUGCACAUUAAAAGCAGCGGAUGCUUUCUUUACCUAGAACGAGUUUUAGAUGGAGUUGUAGAAAAUUUUAUUAUGUUAAGAGAAAUUCGUGACAUCCCAGGAACUCUAAAUGGCUUAUAUCUCUGGCUAUGCCAAAGACUUUUUGUAAGAAAACAAUUUGCAAAGGUUCAGCCUAUUUUGAAUGUGAUUCUUGCAGCCUGCCGACCUUUGACCAUAACGGAAUUAUAUCAUGCAGUAUGGACCAAAAACAUGUCGUUAACUUUGGAAGAUUUUCAACGCAAGUUAGAUGUCCUCUCCAAACUUCUUGUUGAUGGACUAGGAAAUACAAAAAUACUGUUUCACUAUAGUUUUGCAGAGUGGCUUCUGGAUGUGAAACACUGUACUCAGAAGUAUUUAUGUAAUGCAGCAGAAGGACACAGAAUGUUGGCCAUGAGUUAUACCUGUCAAGCCAAGAAUUUAACACCACUGGAAGCACAAGAAUUUGCCUUGCACUUAAUUAACUCAAACUUACAGUUAGAGACAGCAGAGUUAGCUCUGUGGAUGAUAUGGAACGGUACACCUGUUAGAGAUUCCCUUUCUACUUUAAUACCCAAGGAACAAGAAGUACUGCAGCUGUUGGUUAAAGCUGGGGCUCAUGUCAACAGUGAAGAUGAUCGCACAUCAUGCAUAGUUCGACAAGCCUUAGAAAGAGAGGAUUCCAUUCGGACAUUAUUAGAUAAUGGAGCUUCAGUAAAUCAGUGUGAUUCAAAUGGGAGAACAUUAUUGGCUAAUGCCGCAUAUAGUGGCAGUCUUGAUGUAGUCAAUUUACUUGUCUCUAGGGGAGCAAAUUUAGAGAUAGAAGAUGCUCAUGGACAUACACCACUCACCCUAGCGGCUAGACAAGGACAUACUAAGGUGGUUAAUUGUUUGAUUGGGUGUGGAGCAAAUAUUAAUCAUACUGAUCAAGAUGGUUGGACAGCAUUAAGAUCUGCUGCUUGGGGUGGCCAUACUGAGGUAGUUUCUGCACUACUUUAUGCUGGCGUAAAAGUGGAUUGUGCAGAUGCUGAUAGCCGAACAGCUUUGAGAGCAGCAGCAUGGGGAGGACAUGAGGAUAUUGUACUGAAUUUGCUACAACAUGGUGCUGAAGUGAACAAAGCUGAUAAUGAAGGUAGAACUGCUUUGAUAGCAGCAGCAUACAUGGGACACAGGGAGAUUGUGGAACACCUCCUGGACCAUGGAGCAGAAGUAAAUCAUGAGGACGUUGAUGGCAGGACUGCACUCUCUGUAGCUGCACUUUGUGUGCCUGCAAGUAAAGGACACGCAUCAGUCGUUAGCCUUUUAAUCGAUCGAGGUGCUGAAGUAGAUCAUUGUGAUAAAGAUGGCAUGACUCCACUGCUGGUAGCUGCCUAUGAAGGACAUGUUGAUGUGGUUGACUUACUUCUAGAAGGGGGAGCAGAUGUAGAUCACACAGAUAACAAUGGUCGUACACCCCUCUUAGCAGCAGCUUCUAUGGGUCAUGCAUCAGUUGUAAAUACACUUUUGUUUUGGGGUGCAGCUGUGGAUAGUAUUGAUAGUGAAGGUAGGACAGUCCUCAGUAUAGCUUCAGCACAAGGAAAUGUUGAGGUGGUACGUACUCUACUGGAUAGAGGGUUAGAUGAAAAUCACAGAGAUGAUGCUGGAUGGACACCUUUGCACAUGGCAGCUUUCGAAGGGCACAGAUUAAUAUGUGAAGCACUUAUUGAACAAGGUGCUAGAACAAAUGAGAUUGACAAUGAUGGACGAAUCCCUUUCAUAUUAGCUUCACAAGAGGGUCAUUAUGAUUGUGUUCAAGUAUUAUUGGAAAACAAAUCUAACAUUGAUCAAAGAGGUUAUGAUGGAAGAAACGCACUGCGAGUUGCUGCAUUAGAAGGGCACAGGGACAUUGUUGAAUUGCUUUUUAGCCAUGGAGCUGAUGUUAACUGCAAAGAUGCCGAUGGUAGGCCCACACUUUAUAUCUUGGCUUUAGAAAAUCAACUUACAAUGGCCGAAUAUUUUUUAGAAAAUGGUGCAAACGUAGAAGCAAGUGAUGCUGAAGGAAGGACAGCACUUCAUGUCUCUUGCUGGCAAGGCCAUAUGGAAAUGGUGCAGGUUCUGAUAGCAUACCAUGCUGAUGUCAAUGCUGCAGACAAUGAAAAGCGCUCUGCUUUGCAGUCUGCAGCCUGGCAGGGCCAUGUAAAAGUGGUUCAGCUUCUAAUUGAGCAUGGUGCUAUAGUUGACCAUACAUGUAACCAAGGUGCAACUGCACUCUGUAUUGCAGCCCAGGAAGGGCACAUUGAUGUUGUGCAGGUCUUAUUAGAGCAUGGUGCUGAUCCAAACCAUGCUGAUCAAUUUGGACGCACUGCUAUGCGUGUUGCAGCCAAAAAUGGACAUUCUCAAAUAAUUAAAUUAUUAGAAAAAUACGGUGCAUCUAGUUUGAAUGGCUGUUCCCCAUCACCUGUUCACACAAUGGAGCAAAAACCUCUGCAGUCAGUGUCUUCAAAAAUGCAGUCAUUAACAAUUAAAUCAAAUAGCUCUGGUAGUACUGGUGGAGGGGAUAUGCAGCCUUCGUUACGUGGUUUACCUAAUGGGCCAGCUCAUGCAUUUAGUUCUCCUUCAGAAUCUCCAGAUUCCACAGUUGACCGGCAGAAGUCAUCACUGUCAAAUAAUUCCCUAAAAAGCUCAAAAAAUUCAUCUUUGAGAACUACUUCAUCUACAGCAACAGCUCAAACAGUGCCAAUUGAUAGCUUUCACAACUUGUCAUUUACAGAACAAAUUCAGCAGCAUUCAUUGCCACGAAGUAGAAGUCGACAGUCAAUUGUUUCCCCAUCUUCCACAACACAGUCCUUAGGACAGAGUCAUAAUUCACCAAGUAGUGAAUUUGAGUGGAGUCAAGUAAAGCCCAGUUUGAAGUCAACUAAAGCAAAUAAAGGGGGGAAAUCAGAAAAUUCUGCCAAGUCUGGAUCAGCUGGGAAAAAAGCGAAACAAAGUAAUUCUUCACAGCCAAAGGUUUUAGAAUAUGAAAUGACUCAGUUUGAUAAAAGAGGACCUAUAGCCAAAUCCGGGACUGCUGCACCACCUAAACAAAUGCCAGCAGAAUCUCAGUGCAAAAUUACGAUACCGUCAGCUCAGCAGGAAAUUGGUCGAUCUCAACAGCAGUUUCUUAUUCACCAACAAAGUGGGGAACAGAAGAAGAGAAAUGGAAUAAUGACAAAUCCAAAUUACCAUCUUCAGAGCAACCAGGUUUUUCUUGGUAGGGUUUCAGUCCCACGAACAAUGCAAGAUAGAGGGCAUCAGGAAGUGUUGGAGGGAUACCCUUCCUCAGAGACAGAAUUAAGCCUUAAACAAGCUCUGAAGCUUCAGAUUGAAGGUUCUGACCCUAGCUUCAACUAUAAAAAGGAAACACCAUUAUAGAAGUUUCCUAUUCUGUGAAACAGAAGACAUUGUGAUGGAGUGAUUCUUCAGCUACUGGAUGAAAACAUGCCUGUUGAUUUGCUGAAAAAAAAAAAAAAUGAAGAAUGUGAUCUCUGCAGUACAGUUACCUUAAUUACUGUAAUGUGCCUAAAUAGUAAGGCUGCCUUCUCAAUGUAACCCUCUGUGCUUAAAAAAUUUCAUUUUGUGUGCUUUGUAUUCACUACACAGGAAUAAGCACUUUUUUAAAAUGCAGAUACAUACUGCAGUUCCCUGAUAAAAGCUGAAAAGAAAAAUUGAGUAUUUUAAGUUAAGAUUUGAUUUUAAAAUGUGCAUGUGCCAUGAUCAAAUAUAUAUGAAAAGGCAGUGUUCCUUGUAUUUAUUUUUUUUUGUUUUUGUUUUUGUGGCAAAAGAAACUUAAACAUACUGUUUUAGUCACAUUGCAUUGUAGUGUAUGGCCUGUUUCUUGUAUCUUUAAAAAUGUUACUCAAUAAAACAAAUCUUGCAACUGUUCUAUGUUCACUACACCUUCAGCAUUGGAUAAAAAUCAGUUUCUAUAUAAAUAUCACAUUGAAAAGAAAAAAUGAUUUCUUGGCAGAUUAAAAAAAUACUUUGUAGUAGUUUAGGGAGCUGCUCUAAGUAGUUUAAAUCUGGAUUUUCCCAGUAGAAUUCUUCUCAUCUGUGGCUAAACAUGUCAGAACAACCAACCAACCAGUCUGUAGGCAGAACAAAGUCCUAUUUCAUCCACUGGGAUACAAUUUCACCUUCCAUUCACUUUGUCAUUCCACCUCUAAGAAGACAGACUAUCAUUCCUGAGGCAUGAAAAUUCUCAGGGACAAAGCCAUGCCUCAGUCGCAUGUGUGUGCAGAGAGAAAUGCACCUGUCUAUCUAAGGGUAGAUUUUUGAUCCCUGAAUAAUUCAUUGACUAAACUGACCUCUUCCACCUGGCUAAAUAAAUUAAUUUUGCUGGCUUCUCUCAGCUGUUUCUAUUUUGUAAAUUGCUGCAUGACCAAAAUAGCCCCACUCAAAAUCAAUUGGAUUAAUUUUAAUGGUUUGGUUGGAUGAAUGAGUAUUCUUGAUGAAUAUAAAAUGUGCUGUCCUUCACAGAUGACACCGCUCACCUGUCAAUCAUAGCACGUGUACUUUUUAUUGUGACUUAAUAGUGAUGGAUUUGCACUUUUCUAUCCUCAUACUCUUUCCUGUUUUCUUCUUUGUACAUUUGCAUGCAGGAGGGCUGGAUGCCAGGGUUAAGAGAGAAAUUCAUGACAAGCAAGGUAAAAUAGGUUCAAAUGAGCAUGUGACCCACAGCCUUAGUCUCCUUACUCUUAAAUCAGUGGAGCUAUAGCUUAGAUGGGUCGUUUAUAUGUCUGGAAAAGUAGUCAUAACAGUUCAGAAGCCAAGGUUGUGAAUUUGAUCUUAGAAUGGGCCUGUUAAUCUUAUAGAACCCAGAAAUUCUGUUCUUUUCAUGUACUGUUGAUAAGGAGGAAUGAGGAAAGAGAAUGUGGAGAUUCAGCACAAAACCAUUGCUACUUCUAGAACAAAAUCUUUAAAUGUCCUAGUAACAAAGGUCAGUAAUGUCAUCUUCAUAUAUGAAGGACACAUGUGAUACAUUGUUCGUGGAAAUAGAAAUGUGUUAUGAUAAAUGUUUCACUUGAAUCUUAUUGUAAGGCUUUUCUUGCUUUUAUUUUUUAAAGUCAGCAAAACUCAUUUUGUCUAUGAGUCAUAGUGAGGACUACGAGAUAAGAUGAUAAGUUCAAUUGAUAUUAAGGUGACACGGCAAUAUUAAUAACUCAAAUGUGAAUGUUUCAAGUAUUGAAUUCUUGUCCCUAUGGGACAUUUAUUAAAUACACUUAAUAGGACUCUUGCAAAGUAGCCUUAAAAGUGUUAAUGAGUCUAUUAAUAAAUAUGAACACAUACUAUUAUUAGAACCAACUUUACUCAUAAAUACAGUACAUUUACAUUACUGUAGAGGAUGAAGCUCUAAUUUCUAUUACAUGUAUUUUUCUUUAGAAAGAGAACCCUGAAAGCUGCCAGUUUUUCUAUUAACUUUGAAUUAUUGAAAUUGUAUUUAUUUAAUUUUAUUGUUUUUACAAAAUUGCACCUUGUGUCCAAAGGGCAAAGAUAUGACAUUGCAUAAGGGAUUUAUGUUUUUCAAAGAGCUAAAUGUUUUCAUAUCCAUACUAUAUACACUUGAAGCAGUUGGUAGGAAGAGAACCUAUUGGAAAAAUACGAUUUUCAAAAGUAAGUAUUCCUCGGGAUGUUUUUAUAUAAAUUAUGUUUUAGAAUAGAACAUAAAUGACUUUGAGUUAGGAUAAGGAUGCUAGGAUGGGUGCUGGAGAUGCCCUGCUUUGCUUAUUUGUUUCUGUGGGGGAUUUAAUACUAUAAAUGAAAAUGGCUUCUGCUCUAUUAAAAAGUAAAAAUUGUCCUCCAAAUAUAAAACUCCUUAAUAGAUAUUUUUGAAAUUAGAAUCUUUAAAUUUUAUAAAUCAGCUGUUGCCACUACACAACUAUGAUGGCAUGUGCUUGUAACAUUUUUAUAACAUUCUGUCUGUGUCUAUUCCCUAAAUAUCAUGAGUUUAUAAUAAGGAAAGUGAUAAAAAUACAGUAAUGAAAUAAAAAUCUGAAUGUUUCUAAGAAAGGUUUUGGAAGGAAAAAUGACCUGAAACCAGUGCGUACUGCGAAGUACAGCGAAUAUUUUUUGUUCUUUGUCUUCACCUUCACCCUCACUGGAAUUCUCACCAAAAAAUAGUUUGAUACUUAAAAAAAAGUAAAUACUUUUCUCAAUAUUGUUUUGGCUAUGCAAAUAUUUGUUUUGCUUAAUGUCCUCCAUUUACACUUCUCAGCAAAUGUAGUUGCAAACAAAUGCUUUCUUUUUAUUUUUCCUUUGGUUUGGGGUAUGUAAAUAGCCUAAAGUGUACAUUGAAUUUCACAUUGUAAAAGUUUUAUUUUAUCCCUUGUAUGAUAUUACUCAAAAAAAUCCCUAUGUAUAUGAAAGUGCAUAAUAAAUAUAUUUGCUUUACAGAGAAAACCUUGUUUUAAUUUUGUCCUUGAACCAGUAGAACAUGCAUGAUAUGCAUAGAGUAUAAACAACUAUUGUUUUAAGUUAUUAUCUUAAAUACAUCCUGAGCAAAUGAAUUUGGAACCAUUUUGCAAAGAAGAAAGUGAAAUGUAACACUGUCCAAAGGAAGGUAGAAAAACAAAAAGAUCUAGUGUUUGUCUUCCUAAGCCUUCUUAAGGACUUAAUGUUCUUUCCCCCCGCCCCCUACGACUGAUUAUAUACUACAUCACACCAUGUCAGGUUUUGUGCCUCUGAGAAUUGCAGUAAUCCAAUAAAUUUUGUACGUUCGUGCUCCUUGAUCAUCAGAAUAUUAUGGCCAUCUUAUGGUGGAUAUUUUGGGAGUUUGUUGCAAACAUGGUCAUUCAUUUUCUAAAUAAAAUUUGUGUGUUUCUUCA